AUGGCACCACUUGACAAGAAAAGAAAGUCUGGUCCUACCAAUGAUUCUUUUAUGCGAUCGAAGAAAACCUCAGAAUCUGAUGAUCGACCUUCGAAACGACCAAGAGCAGAAGAGAAUGAGGGGAAAAGUACAUCUACCACAAAAUUUACCCCAGCAACCAAAAUAUCACGACCUAAGGAGGAAGAAGUGGCAUUUCCAAGAGGUGGCGCAAGUGUAUUAACCCCAUUGGAGCAUAAACAAAUCCAGAUUGAUGCUACUAGAGACGUUCUAUUCGAACAACAUGGUGCCAAACAUUCCAAGCCUGAUGGAGAAGAUGAAGAGGGUGAAGAUACUCCAAAAGUAAGGAAGAAGGGGAAGAGUAAAGGUAAGGGCAAAAAGAACGCUCAAGAUACCGAAGUCGAAGAGGAGAUUGUCAAAAUUGAAGGAUUGAGCUAUAAGAGAUUAGUGCCAGGCUCCUUGGUACUUGGUCAAGUAUCCCAGAUCAAUGCUACAGAUAUUGCUCUAUCGUUACCAAAUAACCUGACGGGAUAUGUACCCAUUACUUCAAUUUCGGACAAAGCUACGGAACGGAUUGAGGCGAUCGCGGCCGCCGAGGAGGACGAUGCAGAUGAUGAUCUCGAGGUGGAGGACAUUGAUUUGGAGAAAAUGUUUUCUAUGGGUCAAUACUUAAGAGCAUAUGUCAUUUCCACCAGCGACGAUACAAAUACGGCCACACUGGGAAAGGGAAAAAGACGAAUCGAAUUAUCCCUCCGACCUCAACAUGCCAACAAUGCUGUUACUCCUCAGAAUCUUAUUAUCAAUACCACUCUGAUGGCAUCUGUUACAAGUGUCGAAGAUCAUGGUUUGAUCAUGAAUAUCGGACUUGAAGAUUCUGGUAUUCGUGGUUUCAUGGGUGCAAAAGACAUUGGCCACGAAGUAAAGUUGGCUAAUGUGCAGGAAGGCGCCGUGUUUCUGUGCAUGGUCACUGGUCUCAGUUCCAACGGAAAGACGGUCAAAUUAUGCGCAGACGCUCAAAAGAUUGGCAAUUUGAAGAAAUCGAAUUACCUCACAGAUGCUCCAACGGUGGACGCUUUUCUCCCGGGCACUGCGGUUGAAAUCUUGAUUGUUGAUGUCAGCUCCAGGGGCCUUACCGGAAAGGUCAUGGGUAUGGUUGAUGUUACUGCAGAUUUGAUGCAUUCGGGGACUGGUGUAAUGAACCAGGAGCUAGAAAAGAAAUACAAAAUUGGUGCCAAGGUCAGAGGUAGAGUCAUUUGUACAUUUCCAAAUUACGACCCCCCAAAACUUGGUGUCUCUCUUCUAGAACAUGUUACAUCGCUGUUGCCACAGGAAGCGGGAAGACCUGGAAAUAAAGUAAAUCCACUCGAAACGCUGCCUCUUUCUGCCAUCAUCGAAGAAGUUACAAUCAAGAAAGUCGAGUCUGGAGUCGGUCUUUUUGUGGAUGUGGGCGUUAAGGGCAUCCCUGGGUUUGUCCACAUCUCUAGAGUCAAAGACAGCAAGAUAGAGGUUUUGGAAGAAACAACAGGCCCAUACAAGGUAGGCUCAGUCCACCGUGGUCGUGUUCUUGGCUAUAACUCCCUCGAUGGUGUAUAUCUCAUUUCUUUGGAGAAAAGUGUUCUGGAACAGCCUUAUUUACGGAUUGAAGAUUUGAAGGUUGGAGAGGUUGUGAAGGGAAAGGUUGAGAAGCUUAUUGUUAACGCGAAGGGUAUCGGCGGACUGCUGGUUAACCUGGCUGAAAACAUUUCUGGUCUCGUCCCAGAGACUCACUUAGCAGACGUACAAUUGCUUCACCCCGAAAAGAAAUUCAAGGAAGGCAUGGCCGUCACGGCCCGCGUUCUUUCCACAGAUCCUGGAAAACGACAAAUUCGAUUAACGCUCAAGAAGACACUGGUCAACUCCGAGUCGCCUGCUUUCAUCUCGUAUGAUAACAUAACUAUUGGGAUGCAAAGCCCAGGUACUAUUGUGAAUAUCAUAAGUACCGGUGCGGUGGUUCAAUUCUACGGCACAAUCCGAGGAUUUUUGCCUGUCUCUGAAAUGAGCGAGGCUUACAUUCAGGAUCCCAGCCAGCACUUCAAGGUCGGCCAAGUUGUUAACGUUCAUGUUCUGAAGGUUGACCCCGAGGCUAAGAAACUGACUGUCUCCUGCAAAGAUCCGUCCGUCUUUGGAUUGGCACAGCAGAAUGCGUUGAAGAAUCUCAAAAUCAGCGAGAUUGUGUCUGCUUUGGUCACAGAAAAGUCGAAUGAUGAUAUUUCCGUCGAAAUUCAGGGACUUGGGUUGAGAGCAACGCUUCCUGUCGGUCAUCUUACCGAUGGAUCAGAGAACAAAAGUCGUUCUUCCUUCAAGAACAUUCGAGUUGGCCAAGUAUUGACAGAUCUUGCUGUACUGGACAAACUUGAACAGAAACGCUUGAUUGUUUUGACUAACAAACCGGCGCUUGUCAAGGCUGCUCAGAACAAGACUUUACUGAGAAUCUUCGACGAUGUGAAGGAGAAGAAGACUGUGCAUGGGUUCGUCAAGAACAUAACCUUAACAGCAGUUUUUGUGCAGUUUGGAGGCAGUCUCACCGGACUUUUGCCCAAGAACAAGAUACCCGAGAAGAAUCUUCGUUUGCCAGAUUUUGGAUUCAAGAAAUGUCAAACUGUGGAAGUUAAAGUCCUCGCCGUCGACCAUGGACAGCGAAGAUUCCUUCUAUCCAUGACUGACGCUACUUCUGACAAGAAGUCCCAGGAACCUUUAGCCCCUGGCACCAAUCAGGAAGCAAUAAAUCCUAUCGAUGAAACCAUUAAGAGCAUUGAUGACAUCACCCUGGGCCGACUUACGAAAGCAAAGGUAUCUUCCGUUAAGGAUACUCAAGUGAAUGUACAGCUUGCCGAUAACAUUCAGGGCCGAAUUGAUGUAUCACAAGCUUUUGAUUCUUGGUCGGAGAUAAAAUCCAAGAAACAACCUCUGAAGUCAUUCUCGCCGAAGCAAAUAAUCGAUGUUCGCGUCUUAGGAAUACACGAUGCGCGUAACCAUCGUUUCCUACCUAUUAGUCACAGAGCUGGAAAGACUCUGGUGUUUGAACUGUCCGCUAAGCCCAGUGAUCAAACCGAGGCUGCCAAAGACCCUGUAUCUUUGGACAAAAUUGAGAUUGGCUCUUCUUGGUUAGCAUUCGUCAACAAUGUUGGAGCCGAUUGUCUUUGGGUCAAUCUAUCCCCCAACUUGCGUGGCCGUAUCAGCGCUCUGGAUGUAUCUGAUGAUGUAUCAUUGCUGAAGGACUUAGAAGCAAACUUUCCGAUUGGAUCAGCCAUACGGGUUCACGUCAAGAGUGUAGAUGUCGAAAGCAACCGUCUCGAUUUGUCUGCACGUUCUAGUCAAGAUUCGGAGGCCCUUACUUUUGAUAAAUUAAGCAAAGGCAUGAUCGUACCAGGAAAAGUAACCAGAGUCAAUGAAAGACAGGUGAUGGUGCAGCUAAAUGAUAGCAUCUCCGCACCCAUAAACCUCACGGACCUCUGCGACGACUAUUCGGAAGUUGACCCUUCCAAGUACUCUAAGAAUGAUAUCGUUCGUGUUUGCGUUACUGACCUCGAUACCCCCAACAAACGGGUUAGAUUAUCGACUCGAGCAUCCAGAGUCAUAAAUUCCUCGGCGGCGGUUCAAGAUCCAGAAAUCUCAUCAAUUUCCCAAUUGAAAGUAAAUGACAUUCUGCGUGGAUUUGUCAAACACGUUGCUGACAAAGGGUUGUUCGUCAACUUGGGCGGUAAUGUCACAGCAUAUGUUCGAAUUUCUGACCUUUCGGAUUCUUAUAUCAAAGACUGGAAGUCUGAAUUUCAGGUCGACCAAUUGGUUAAAGGCAAGGUUACCGUUGUUGAUGAGGUUUUGAACCACAUUCAACUGAGUCUCAAACCUUCCGUCAUCGAUAAAGACUACGUUGCGCCUUUGACAUUCAACGAUAUCCAGGUAAACCAAAUUAUUACCGGAAAGAUUCGUAAAGUUGAGGAUUUUGGUGUCUUUAUUGUCGUCGACGGUUCAGCAAAUGUUAGCGGUCUUUGUCACCAAAGUGAAAUGGCUGAAAAGCGUGUACAUGAUGUCAAGAAGCUGUACUCCGAGGGGGAUGAGGUCAAAGCUGUCGUAUUAAGAAUGGACUCCGAGAAGAAACGCAUUAGUUUCUCCAUGAAGGCUUCACACUUGGAAGAUGGAGAAGGAUCUGAAGAUGAUAGUGAAGAUGAUGGUAUGGAGGGCGUCAAGCUUAAUGAUAUGGAUCUCGACGAGGCUGAUGACGACAGUCAAGGCGACAUUGACCUUGAUGAUGUGCAAGACCUUGAAAGUGCUGCAGAAGAGGGCGAUGACGCCUUCGAUUCUGACCAGGAAAUGCCGGAUGCUGGAGAUGAUGUUCCUGCCCUGAGCGCCGGUGGGUUUGAUUGGUCUGCUGAUAUACUGGACCAAGCGGAUGGCCAAUCUAAUGCGGAUUCGGACGACGAAGGCGCUGAAGAAAAGCCCAAAAAGAAGAAGAGAAAGGCGGAGAUUAAGAUCGAUAGAACGGGUGAUCUUGAUGCCAACGGACCGCAAUCUGUCAGUGACUUUGAGCGUCUCCUUUUGGGUCAGCCAGACUCUUCCAGUCUCUGGACCCAGUAUAUGGCUUUCCAAAUGCAACUCAGCGAGUUAGGUAAAGCUAGAGAGAUUGCAGAGCGUGCCAUCAAGACUAUCAAUAUGCGCGAGGAAACCGAGAAACUUAACAUCUGGCUUGCUCUUAUCAAUCUGGAGAUCGCAUAUGGAAGCGAUGAAAGUGUCGAAGAGGUGUUCAAACGGGCUUGCCAGUACAAUGAUGGUCAAGAGGUCCACGAGCGAUUGGCUAGUAUUUAUAUUCAAUCCGGCAAAAAUGAAAAAGCUGAUCAACUCUUCCAAACCCUUACCAAGAAGUUUUCACAAUCUCCCACUGUUUGGGUUAAUUACGCCCACUUUCUUUUCAAUACUCUUGGGUCCCCUGAUCGCGGGCGUACUCUCCUUGCACGUGCUACUCAGUCCCUUCCUCCACACACACAUCUCCCUUUGACGCUCAAGUUCGCAGCUCUAGAAUUCCGCUCUGAACACGGGUCUUCAGAACGUGGACGCACAAUCUUCGAGGGUGUGUUGGCGAAAUGGAAUAAAAGACUGGACAUCUGGGGUCAGCUUUUGGAUCUGGAAAUCAAGGCAGGUGACAAUAGCAUUGUCAGGGGAGUGUUUGAACGAGUGGCUAGAAUCAAGGGAUUGAAACCAAAGGGCGUGAAGGGAUGGUUUAGGAGAUGGAGCGAGUGGGAGGAGACUAAUGGUGACAAAAAGUCACAAGAGAAGGUAAGAGCAAUUGCCGAGGAGUGGGUCAGGAGCAGAUCCGCAAAGAAGGAUGAUGAGGAGUGA
Molecule: messenger RNA, 5370 nt
Organism: Sclerotinia borealis F-4128
Lineage: Eukaryota; Fungi; Ascomycota; Leotiomycetes; Helotiales; Sclerotiniaceae
Source: the annotation of a GenBank genome assembly